GCCGGGCCGGGCCGGGCGGGUGCGCAGGCGCAGUGCGGUGCGGCGCGGAGGGUCGGCAGCCAUGACAUCGGCGCUCGAGACUUACAUCAACCGUACUGUUGCAGUGGUCACAGCAGAUGGAAGAAUGAUUGUGGGAACCCUGAAGGGAUUUGACCAGACUAUCAACCUAAUCCUAGAUGAAAGUCAUGAGCGCGUAUUUAGUUCACAACAAGGUGUGGAGCAAGUUGUACUGGGCUUGUACAUAGUGAGAGGAGACAAUGUGGCAGUGAUAGGUGAAAUAGAUGAAGAAACGGAUUCAGCUCUGGAUUUGGGAAACAUCCGAGCUGAGCCUUUAAAUUCUGUGGUUCACUGAAAGUGGUGCAAGCCAUUUGGACUUUGUGAAUGCAUUGCUGCCAUUGCAUGUGGAGAGAAUGGAAGGUGGAUGCUAUCACAAUCCUGAACAACUAUGGACGCAGUCUGCUGUCUGCAGAGUGGACAAUUCAGUUGCUGUCUGAAUUUUUUUAUGUUUUGUAGUUUUGAAUAUUUACAAUAAUAUUUCCUAGACUUGGUUGUAUCAAGUUCUUUCAAAGUUCUUUGUCAUUGACUACAAUGAAAAUAAAUUGAAUAUGGUCAUUUCAAACCAAACUCAGUGAAUUGUACACACAAAAGGGUAAUUGCUUUCAUUUAUCGCUCCCUCCCUCUCUCUCUUUCUCUCUUCCCUUCCUUCUGAAAGAUUAAAUUGACUUAAAAUGAUUCAAUCGAAAGAUUUUAACAAAAGGCAAAUAGAUUUGUUCUCAUUAAAAUAAUUCAUUUUCUACGUCUAAGGAAAAUAGAAUUUGGAAUGAAUGCGUUAAAUGUAAUCUCUUGCACAGAUCAGAAUAGUUUUCCAUGCCUCUCAAUAUAUUACUGUGAAAAAAUGGACCCUCACUGUUCUGACAUUCAGACGUACAAAAGCCAUCUCAGAAUUCUAAUCAUUCCAUGGAUUUUAGAGUGUAACAUAGAAUAUUUUACUAGUUACUUUACAGUAUUGUCUUCUGUUUCAAGUAAACUGAAUGUACUUUCUAAAUGCUGUGUUGUAACUGAGACAUCUUGUGCUCGGUUCUAUAUUUUAUGUUGACAAGUUAUAAUGGGGAAAAAGAAGUGGGUUUUUCUUAAUGGAUUCUUUCAGAUUAAAAAAAACCUUAAGACUGCAUUCAGGAAAGAGUAAAGAUUUGCAGUUGUUUAAAGAUGUAAGUUAUAUUGUUCACUUUUAUCUAUUAUUGUUAAUAUCAUUCUGAUUUAUUGUUAUUAUGGCCAGUUCUCUCUGUUCUUUUAUUUCAACAUCCUGUUGUAAUAAUGUGAUGUACCGUGAAAUGACUUUAAUCCUUAUCCUGCUGCAUAAACAUAUUCCCAUAGGAUUUGUAUAACUUGCAA
Messenger RNA from Callorhinchus milii (elephant shark), 1392 nucleotides. RefSeq names its product LSM8 homolog, U6 small nuclear RNA associated (gene lsm8). Gene Ontology annotation, molecular function: RNA binding. The record is from RefSeq and is a predicted model, not a curated record. Gene Ontology annotation, cellular component: precatalytic spliceosome; U4/U6 x U5 tri-snRNP complex; U6 snRNP. The transcript has 4 exons. The coding region runs from base 62 to 352 and encodes 96 amino acids. Gene Ontology annotation, biological process: mRNA splicing, via spliceosome. NCBI's taxonomy places the organism in Eukaryota, Metazoa, Chordata, Chondrichthyes, Chimaeriformes, Callorhinchidae.